ACCCGCGCUGAAAAUGUUUAAAUUUCAUUGGUUGGAAAAAUCCGACCAAUCACCGUAAAAUGAAUGUCUGCGCUCAUUGGUUGUUGUCUGCCAUUGGGUAGGCUCCUUUCAAGGUUUUGUUCGUGCAAUAGGCUCGUUUCUUUUCGUGUAGUAACGUGGUUCAGUAUUCUAGCUGUCGAUUUGUCAGCGAGGCACCCGGGCGCGAAUUGUAACGCGGGAAAAGUUCUGGGAGGGUGCAGUCCCUAGUUAGUAUUUGCACUCCGAAACGGAAAGGAAUUGUAAGGGGCUAUACGCUGUUUGGUUAUUAUAUAGUACUUAUUUAAGUGGGUAGUUACGUUCAAAGUGCCUUAUUUUGUAGUGUCUUAUCGAAUCAGUGUAUCUUGGAGUAUCUGUUAGGGCUUCCAUAAUUUUUUAUAUGAAAGGAAGUUGCGGAGGGGCAGUAACUAGUGGCUAUUUGGCCGUUUAGCUAAUUGUCUGGCAAUUCGGUACGUAUUGUAUCAUACGUAGGGAUUCGGACUUUGGUGAAUUUAUUUUAUUGUGUAGCUAUGGCUGAAAGCAAACCGUCUCAAGUCAUUUUCUGUGACGAUUCUCCAAAACGAGUGUUGGUGUCGGUUAUUAAGACCACGCCGAUAAAACCGAAGAGCAUGGAGCAUUUGGUGCCGACCAGUCCGGGAUUUAGCGACUUUAUGGUGUACCCUUGGAAGUGGGGGGAGAACGCCCACAAUGUAACUCUCAGUCCCGGACCGGUGAACGGAGCCGCUUCCCCCACUGGGAGUAACACGGGAGUGGAUGGAGACGCGUCUGCAUGUCCUGAUCACAUGAAGGAUGGGUCUCGUCGGGGUCGCCCCCGAGCCGAAACUGUCCGGGAGUUGAUCAACGAAGGCGAGCACUCAUCCAGCCGAAUCCGGUGUAACAUCUGCCACCGAGUGUUCCCACGGGAGAAAUCCCUUCAGGCUCACAAAAGGACCCACACAGGGGAGAGGCCUUAUCAUUGUGAUUACCCUGACUGUGGAAAAGCUUUCGUACAGAGCGGGCAGCUGAAGACCCACCAGCGGCUGCACACAGGGGAAAAGCCCUUUGUGUGUUCUGAAAAGGGUUGUGGUAGUCGGUUUACUCAUGCCAACCGGCACUGCUCCAAGCACCCAUAUGCCCGCCUAAAGAGAGAGGAGCCUGUAGGCGACCCUGGAAAAUCCCAGGCUGUGGAUAACAAGGCCGUAGCUGAUUGGUUGGCCAGAUACUGGCAGACCCGAGAGCAACGGGUCCCCCCUCCCAAGGGGACGGGCUUGGUGAAGGCUGGGACGGAGGACCAGGAGCAGCGAGACCCUUUGGAGUUUAUGCCAUCAGACGAGGAAGACGCAGAGGAUGAGAAGAACAGCAGCGGGGCAGCGCGGCAGCGGCUGCAGGAGCAGCGAGAGCGUCUUCAUGGUGCGCUGGCUCUUAUCCAGCUGGCCAACAACCUGUCCUCCUAGCUCCGCCCAUGGUGUCUUCAAAUGCCGGCCGACAGCCAGUUGGGUACAAGCUAAAAAGCACCUUAUCACGCUUUUUGUAGGCUGCUAUAAUUGUAGAUUUCAUUACAUGAAGAAUGUUUGUUUAUUUUCUGACUUUAAGAAGAAAGUUGUUUUAAGGUUUUUCCUUUUCCUUAGUUCUUUGCACUUUUUUUGAUAACGAGUUUUUAAGUAUUGAGUGUGUUUUGUGUGUGUAUAUUUCGAGGGUUUAGCUCUGCUGAACUGAAAGGGUGCAUACAGACGACGAUGGAAGGUUAACGACACUGGCUUCUGCAGGCCUGAAUUUAGUCAGCUCAAAGUAUUGAAGUUUUGAUUCUAUAUAAAAAAAGAAUUUAAGACAUCGCCCAGCUAGAUGUUUGGAUUACAGAUUCCAGAGGGAGAAUUCAGUAAUGUAGUGUCAUCCUUUUUUUACUUUUUAAAUGUCAAAAUCCCUACUUGUAUCCAUCAAGUUAAGCAAUCAUCCGUUACAUGACCAAAUGUAUGUGGACACCCCUUCUAGUUAGUGGGUUUAGCUGAUUGAGCCCCACCAAUUGCAAUCAUGUAGAUGAAAUCGAGCAUAGAGCCUUGCACUGCCCUCAGUCAAACUGGAGAGCUCACUGACUUUAAGCACGGCAGUAUCAUAGGAUGCCUACUUUCCAAUAAGUCAAUUUUCUGUCCCGCUCGUGGUAGCCAAGUCAGAUGUAAGUGCUGUUCUUGUGAAAUGGAAAUGUUUAGAAACGACGAUUCCGCAAAGCAGUAUGCCACACCAGGUCAUUGGAUGCUGAAAUCUGUGACGUGUGGAAAAUCUCAUUUAUCGACUUCCAAACUGCUUCUAGAAGCAAGGUCAGCUCAAGAACUGUUCAUCAAACAGCAUAGUGCCAUGGGUCUGAAGUAAUGUAAAGAAUGUUCCUUUUUGACUCUGGAGUAGUGGAAAUGUGUUCUUUGGAGUGAUCAGUCCUGUAUUGCUAUUUGAUAGUCUGAAGGGCAGUUCAGGGCUUGGUGAAUGACUGUAGAAUGCUACCGGCCUGGAUGUAUAGUACAAGCUCCAAAAGUUUUGCUGGAACAAUAAUGAUCAGGGGCUGUUUUUUUUUGUGGUUUGAUUUAGGUGUAUUAGUUUUGAUGUCGAAGAAAUUGACUGGCUUGCAGAGCCCUGAUCUCAGCCCCGUCAGACAUCUUUGGGAUGAAUCUGAACAGCCACUGCAGGCAAGGCCUGAUUAUUCAACAUCGGUGCCUAACCUUAGUAUCUUGGCUGAAUGGUAGCGGAUUCCUGCAUCUAUAUUUCAAGAUUUCAUGGAACCCUGUGCAAAACCUAUGCGAGAGUGGAGGCUGUUAGAGUAACAGAGGGGCCAGCUCCAAAUAACUCAUUCUGAGUCCAGAGGAAUUUGAUUCGACGUCCACAUACCUUUGGCCAUGUAUAGUUCAAAAUCUGUGAUCCCAACUAAAGUACUUGGUAUUUACCAUGCAUUCUCUGGGACUGUCUGCAUUUUCAGGCACACGUCUGUUAAAAGGCAGUCAUGUGUGCGUCACCCGUCUGUAAAUUGCUAUGAUGUUUGUUAAUUUAUGACUCAAAGACCAUGUCUUAGAUUUUUUUAUUUCUAAAUUAUAAUAAAAUAGAUUUAGUUUAAAUAGGAAUAUAUGUGGAAAAUACAAAGUUAUGAGGUCAGGCUACUUUCUACAAGCACCUUAAUCAUGUUUGUCAAACUGCUUAUAAAUCUGACAUUUACAUCCAUGGGAUAUUUUUCAUUCCUUAACAUUGGAGACUGUUUGGAGAAAGUUUGACCCCAAAGUUGAAUUGUACAGUGUUUUUUUUUUUUUUUUUUGCCUGCCCUUUAUAUACUUCCCCACAAUUUAGCAUUUACCUGAGUUGGAAUGCAUUGUGUGUUUUGGACUUCUCUAUCAUCUCAAAGUUUUUGGAUCUCAACAAUGUGGCACUAGACUUGUUUCCCCUCCUGUCGUUCCUGUGUCAGGCUUGAUGGGGG
Molecule: messenger RNA, 3463 nt
Organism: Brienomyrus brachyistius
Lineage: Eukaryota; Metazoa; Chordata; Actinopteri; Osteoglossiformes; Mormyridae
Gene: znf367
Product: zinc finger protein 367
Exons: 5
Coding region: 546-1469 (307 amino acids)
Biological process (GO): homophilic cell-cell adhesion
Cellular component (GO): cell-cell junction
Molecular function (GO): ionotropic glutamate receptor binding
Source: RefSeq, a predicted model, not a curated record